Molecule: messenger RNA, 3497 nt
Organism: Nerophis ophidion (straightnose pipefish)
Lineage: Eukaryota; Metazoa; Chordata; Actinopteri; Syngnathiformes; Syngnathidae
Product: toll-like receptor 5
Exons: 2
Coding region: 86-1984 (632 amino acids)
Cellular component (GO): extracellular matrix
Molecular function (GO): protein binding
Source: RefSeq, a predicted model, not a curated record
AAUACGUUUGCGGGUCAAUGUCCACCAGAGGCCAAAUAAAAACACCACAAGCUCAGUGAGGUUCACUUUUCCGCUAAAAAGCAAGAUGAUGAUAAAGUUGUCCUCCUUUCUUUUAAUCGUCGUCUUCAUCCUCCGACAGGUGCCAGGCUGCCACUCGUCCUGCCUAAUAGUGGGCCCUGUAGCCAACUGUGCUUUCAAGAAUCUGCACUGGGUUCCUGUUCUGCCUCCCAACAUCACCCACCUGUACCUGGAAAUGAACCACAUCAGGGAGCUCAACGCCAACACUUUGUCUGGCUUGGAGCUGCUACAGGAGCUGGACCUGGGUCGCCAGUAUUCACCCCUUGUAAUCAGAGACCAAACAUUCAUUGGGCAAAGACGCCUGAAGAAGUUGGUUCUUGGCUUCAAUGUCAGACUUCAACUGGAGCCUCACGCUUUUUCAGGAUUGUCCGGUUUGCAGAGUCUCCACCUGGAUUACUGCGGUCUUGACGAUUCCAUCCUGCAGGGCGACUAUCUGAAGCCGCUGGCGUCUUUGGAGACACUUAACCUCUUUGCUAACCACAUAAAGAGACUUCAACCGUCAACGUUUUUUGCCAAUAUGACCAAUCUGAAACAUCUGAAUCUAAAACUAAAUCGUAUAAACAAAAUAUGCGAGCCCGACCUGGCCGCUUUUCAAGGGAAGCACUUUGAAUAUGUGAAUUUGGAGUCAAACAGCCUUCGUGUUAUGAACAGCAGUGACUGGCAUGAUUGUGGGAAUCCUUUCAGAGGAAUAUCCUUCAAAACUCUUGACUUGUCUCAUAACGGCUUGAGUAUAGCCAAAUUAAAGCAGUUUUUCGAGGCCGUUGAAGGCACAAAGAUCUCCCAUCUCAAGCUAUCAGGACACAUCGGUAAAGGUUUCUCGUUUAGCAACCUCCAGGAUGUAGACAGAAGCACAUUUGAAGGCCUACAGAACAGUUCUCUCAGUUUUCUGGAUCUGUCUAAAAACAGGAUAUUUGCGCUCCAAAAAGGAGUAUUCAGUCUCUUACCAGAUGCUAAAAUCAUCGACCUCUCAGGAAACAAAGUCAAUCAGAUACACAAAGGUGCCUUUGAGGGCCAGGAAGGUUUAAAGGCGCUCAACCUGUCUUGGAAUUUACUCGGGGAAAUCUACUCCCACAGUUUUGCUCCUCUAAGAAACUUACAAGUGUUAGAUUUAUCGAAUAAUCACAUCGGCGUGUUGGGCUUUCAGGCGUUCAGAGGACUUUUGAGUCUAAAAGAUUUAAAACUGACUGGAAACUCUCUAAGGCAGCUUGGAUUCCCCAGCCCUCUGCCGAGUUUAAACCAUCUCUAUUUGAAGGACAAUAAAUUAACAUCGAUGGACGGUUUCUCUUCAUUUGCCUCGAAUAUCACAUAUUUAAACAUCGAAGGCAACAGAGUGGAAAACCUGCUGGGAGUUAAGCUGAAACACCUCCGGCAGCUCCACCAUGGAGACAACCCUGUCAAGUGGUGCUCCACACCCCGAGGGGUGGGCAGUGUUGAGGUGUUAGAUCUCCACGGCAUAAAUCUUCAGUCCAUGUGGUCUCAAGGCACCUGCCUCAACAUCUUCAACCAUCAGCUGGUCAAACUUAACCUGAGCUCCAACGCCUUACGUGUUCUUCCUCAGGGCAUCUUCAAGCAUCUCAACGAACUUAUGGAGCUGGACCUGUCAUCCAAUGCCUUAACGCAUCUCCAGCCUCAUAUAUUUCCCAGAAGCCUGAAGUCACUUCAUCUGGCAGAUAACUUCAUAGCGUCUCCCGAUCCGACCGAUUUCUGUUCUCUCGGCAGCCUCGAUUUAAAGAUGAAUCGAUUCCGCUGUGAUGCAAACCUGAGGAGCUUCUUGAAAUGGCUGAACAAGACAAAUGUAACCUUCUUAAAUCCAGUUGAAGAAUUCAGGUGUGAAUUUCCUGUUGGUUUUCAUAAAGUUCCUCUUUUGGAUUACCACACUCAUCUUCUUGCCACUGAAAACUCUUAGCAGGGAUUUUCAUAAUUACCAUUUAAGAGUUACGAAAUUUGAUAUCUUAACACUUGUACACCCAAAACAGGCAUUACAUGUGUUUCUUAAGUCAGUAGUUCUCAAAUGGGGGUACUCGUACACCUAGGAGUACUUGAAGGUAUGCCAAGGGGUACGUGAGAUUUUUUUUUAAAUAUUCUGAAAAUAGCAACAAUUCAAAAAUCCUUUCUAAAAAUAUUUGUUGAAUAAUACUUCAACAAAAUAUGAAUGUAAGUUCAUAAACUGUGAAAAGAAAUGCAACAAUGCAAUAUUCAGUGUUGACAGAUAGUUUUUUUGUGGGCAUGUUCCAUAAAUAUUGAUGUUAAACAUUUCUUCACAAAAGAGAAAUGUUUAACAUCAAUAUUAUAAACCCAGAUGGAUCUCUAUUACAAUCCUCAAAGAGGGCACUUUAAGUUGAUGAUUACUUCUAUGUGUAGAAAUAUUUAUCAAUCAAUCAAUCAAUGUUUACGAAUGCAAGUGAUGUGCACGCCAGCUUUCUGAGGGAUCGCUUGUGCACGCCAGUUUUCCGAGACUCUGUAUUUAGUUAGCGCAGGCAGCAUGAAGCAGGGCUUUUAUUGUGAAGAUAGGAAAUGUGCAGUCGGCCUUUAGAGUUUUGACGGAAGGUACGGCGCGAGGGUCUGUUGAAAUAAAAAGUGUUUCUCGCCUUCCUCCCGGUCAUAUUUUCAUAAUAAUGAUCUUGCAGCAGCCAGCGUCAUCUCACAAGACCCUCCGGUACCGUGAAUGUCAUUUAAGUGACGUCUUGGUGAAGAUUGAUGAUCACUAAUUUUUAGGUCUAUUUUUUUUAAAAGCCUGGCUGGAGAUCGACUGACACAACCCCCGCGGUCGACUGGUAGCUCGCGAUCGACGUAAUGGGCACCCCUGAUAUAGACCCUCUCCCCGUGGACUGUAUUGUUUGGAGAGCGAGUGUUGGACAUAGAGCCAGUUUAGUUGCGUGCUACUGUCGCUGCGAGGGACACGGACUGCGCGAGGUUGGCGUGUCCAUUGCACGCGCUCAGGGACUUGUCGACAGAGAGGUGACCCAGGACGAGGCUGGUUCUCCUCUCGCUCCAGACUGGACCUCCUGAGUCGUGCUUGAAGAAGCACGGCAGUGCCUCCCCCCCUCAUCUCUACUCCACUACGGGAGGUGUCCCCCCUCUGCAAUGCUCCCUUUGCAUAGCAGUUUCUACUCUCUACCCCACCCUGAAGUGCACCACCGAUUCAUCAGGACCGCAACGGACAAUCUUCUGGCCCAGCCAUGGGGCCCAGGUUGGACUGUGUGUGUGUGUGUGUGUGUGUGUGUGUGUGUUGUGUGAUUGGAUUAAUGUGGGUUGUUCUAUUGGGGAGGUAGCGUGUGAGUGGGGAAGAGUGUAAUUAAUGUCUGGUUAUUGUAUGUUUAUUUGGGUAUAUAGUAAAUUGUUAAACUGUAUAAGCCGUCUCCCCUCACUCUCUCUUAGAUUAGAUUCUUAAAUAAAUAUUAAAUAAUUGGAGUCACCCC